Messenger RNA from Pollicipes pollicipes, 2028 nucleotides. Its product is annotated as phosphatidylinositol 4-kinase beta. Gene Ontology annotation, cellular component: membrane; cytoplasm. The transcript is spliced from 6 exons. Gene Ontology annotation, biological process: phosphatidylinositol-mediated signaling; phosphatidylinositol phosphate biosynthetic process. The annotation marks the transcript as partial. NCBI's taxonomy places the organism in Eukaryota, Metazoa, Arthropoda, Thecostraca, Pollicipedomorpha, Pollicipedidae. The record is from RefSeq and is a predicted model, not a curated record. Gene Ontology annotation, molecular function: 1-phosphatidylinositol 4-kinase activity.
ACUGACGCGUGUCUCGGCAGGCCGAAGCCGGCGUCGGCGCGUCUGCAGGUGCCCGGCCCGCCGCCGGCCCGCGCCGCCGAGCACACGCUCUCUCCGCUGCGCCGCACCCACCAGCGCUCGCGCAGCGACGCGGCCGCCAGCUACUCCAAGAGCCACCAGCGCACGCCCAGCACAGGCAGCAUGCGCUGUUACCUGGGCGACGUGAGCUCGGGCCGCGCCUUCGACAGCGGCUGCACCUGCUACGACAGCCACGAGGGACAGUGUAACGACCUGCUGGGCCGCCACGUGCAGUGCCACUGCGGGGCGCCCCGUCUGCGGCCGCAACUGGAGUUCAUCAACGCGCUCAUCUCGAUCGGGCAGCGGCUGGGCGCCAUGCCGACGCGCGAGGCGAAAACCACCCAGCUGCUGAACGAGCUGAGCCUGCUCAACCUGAACUUGCCGGCGCGCGUCUGGCUGCCGCUGCACAGCGCCGGCCACCACGUGGUGCGCAUCCCGGCCCAGGCGGCCGCCGUCCUCAACUCGAAGGACAAGGCGCCGUACAUGCUGUACGUAGAGGUGGUGGAAGUGGACCGGCCAGAGACGGCGCCCGUGCCAGCCAAGUGCAUCAACACGCUGCGCCACACGCGCUCCGAGGAGAGCCUGGAGAAGGCGGCGGCCGCGGCCGGCGCGCCCUCCCUGCCCACCACCUUCAGCCUGUACGGCAACAUGGACGCCGACAACGCCGACUGCUGGAGCCAGGAGGACGACGACAUCUCGCAGCAGUACUGGCAGCUGCGCAAGGCGGGCCGGGACGCGGAGCGCGACACGCUGUCGCAGAUGUCGCAGGAGUCGGCCGACAGCCGCGAGCCGGUGCUGAUCGCGCCGGGCGACAUCCGACGCCGCCUGGCCGACAGCCUGGCCGCGCCGCGCUCCACGUUCGCGCGCGACCCGGACGACCCGUCGGCGUCCGUGCUCAAGGAGCCGUGGGCGGAGAAGGAGCGGCGCAUCCGCGACGGCUCGCCGUACGGCCACCUGGCCGGCUGGCGCCUGAUGCCGCUCAUCGUCAAGUGCGGCGACGACCUGCGGCAGGAGCUGCUCGCCUACCAGCUGCUGGAGACACUGCGCCGGCUCUGGCGGCUGGAGCGCGUGCCGCUGUGGGUGCGGCCGUACCGCAUCCUGGUGCUGUCGGCCGACUCGGGCCUCAUCGAGCCCGUCGUCAACACGGUGUCGCUGCACCAGGUCAAGAAGAACAGCCGCAUGUCGCUCAAGGAGUACUUCCUGCAGGAGUUCGGUGACGUGAACAGCGAGGCGUUCCUGACGGCGCAGCGCAACUUCGUGCAGAGCUGCGCCGCCUACUGCCUCGUCUGCUACCUGCUGCAGGUGAAGGACCGCCACAACGGCAACAUCCUGCUGGACAGCGCCGGCCAUCUCAUCCACAUCGACUUCGGCUUCAUGCUCUCCACGUCGCCCAAGAACCUGGGCUUCGAGGCGUCGCCGUUCAAGCUGACGCCCGAGUUCGUGGAGGUGAUGGGCGGCCUCGGCUCCGACAUGUUCGAGUACUUCAAGAUCCUGAUGCUGCAGGGUCUGGUGGCCGCCAGGAAGCACCACGAGAAGCUGCUCACGCUCGUUGAGAUCAUGCGGUCAGGUUCUCAGUUGCCCUGCUUCCGCUCGGGCGCCGCCACCGUCCAGUUUCUGCGCAACCGCUUCCACAUGAACAUGACGGAGGAGCAGCUGCAAUACCUGGUCGACUCGAUGGUCGAGUCCUCCAUCCACUCGCUCACCACCAAGCUGUACGAUGGCUUCCAAUACCUGACCAACGGCAUCUUGUAGCGCUGGCCGCGCGCCGCCCACCGACGCAUUUACACGGGGGACCAGAGCCGGCCGCCGCCGCCGGCGGGACGGACGCUCGUGCGCCGCGGACGGCCGCACGGGACGCGUGCUGCGUUGCCACGAGUCAGACACGCAUGUGUACAUAGUUUGUAUACUCAUCGCCCCUGUUGACAUGUUACCGCUUUUGAUUCAGACGAUGUAAUAAAAGUGAUAUUGUUG